AUGGGCGCCGCGGUCACCGCGCCGCUGGGCGCGGCGGCCACCUGCCUGGGCGGCUGCUGCGGCACGUUCACCGCUGGGUGCUGCUACCACCUGGCCGGCAGCGGCCAGGUGGGCAGCGCACAGGCGGCUCGGACCGUCCUCGUCAUGCUGCAGGCGUUCACGGCCGCCCUCGCGGCCGUCGCGGCGGCGACGCCGUCGCACUGGCUGCCGUGGACCUGCGACAAGCUGGGCUCCGUGAGCAUGGGCGACCUGGGCAUCUGCGGCUGCGCGGGCGAGCUGGCGUGCUACUCGGACCAGCUCGUGUACCGGGCUGAGGCCGCUGGCGUCCUGGUUUUCCUCACGCUGCUGGCGAUGGCCGCCGGCGGGUGCGUGGAGGGCGCGUCCCGCUCGGCAUCCGUGGCGAAGUUCAUGGCGGUGCUUCUGAUCGGCUUCGUGCUGCUCUUCGUGCCGAACGAGAUCCUCAGCGUGUUCGGCACGGCCGCCACGGCCGCGUCCGCGGUCUUCCUGACGGUGCAGGCCGUGAUGCUGAUCGACUUCGCGUACACCUGGAACGAGGUCUGGUUCGCCAAGGCGACGGAGGCGCGGAGAGUUGCGCCAGGGUCCCGCCGCGCCAAGCAGUGGGAGGGUGGCAUCCUGACGUCGUCCGCGGUGCUCGCCGCCCUGUCGCUCGUCGGGGUCGUGUGCCUCUUCGUGGCCGUGGCGGACGUCGGCGCGCGGAGCGUCGCCGCCGUGGCGUGGCUGCUCGCCGCCGCCCUGCUGGUGGUGAGCAUCACCGACACGUGCGAGCACGGCGCGCUGCUGACCUCCUGCGUCGUUAUGGCGUACACCACUUGGCUCGUGUGGGAGACGCUGGCGAUGCUCCCCAGCGGCGACGGCCCGCGCCUGCCGGCCUGGGCCGCGCUGUCCGUGUGCGGCAUCUCGCUGCUGUCCUUCUCGAAGGGCACCGGGGGGGCCGCGUCCGCGGCCGUGGACCAGGAGAGCCUCACCCCCUCGGCGGGCCCGCCGCCCGGGGACGCCGGCUCCACCGCCGGCACGGCCAGCGAGGGGGCAUCCUCUCCUGUGGUGUCCAAGGACUUCAAGAUCCAGUGCGCCGUGCAUGUGGCCGCUGGUGCCUCCGCCAUUCUGCGCCGCACUAUCAUGCUACCCACCUCGAUCACCGCUGCAAGUCUAGUGUGGAGGCAUCACAAGUCGAACGCUCACUGCCGCCUGAAGCCAUUUGACCUGUUCUACACUAGCCCGGCAGCAGGCAUCUACAUCACCGCCGCGCUGGCGCCGAAAGCCGGCGACGUCACGUACGGUGCGGCUCACAGGCUGCUUUCCGGCUGCACCUCGCGCGGGGCCCUCCGGGAGACCCUGGCGCUCACGCUGGGCACGUGCACGGCCAGCAUGAAGAAAAUGGCCCAGCUGCAGGUUGGCAACCUGCUGCUUCGCUUCACGUUUCUGGCAGCGCAGAUCAGCACCCACUCAGACACCGUGGGCAAUGGCGAGCACCCAGGACGAGUUCGCACGUUCGGGGCCAGAGCGUUCCCAACGCGCAUGAGCCAGCUCCUCGCGGAGGGCAUCCAGCAGCGCAUCGACGAGGGCUACCAGGAGAAACCCGAGCUGCCCGUCGAAGCGGAGUCCCUCGCGAGCGGGCAGCGGCAGCCGGCCCUGAUGCCUUCGAGGGGCGGCGCCCCCGCAGAGGGGCACGGCGCCGCUGGGCUGCUCGGAGGGCCCAGCGCGGACGAUGCCGCCGUCGGCUCUGGUGCGCUGGGCGCCCGCCUGCGGGCGAGGAGGUCGCACCUCGCCGCCGCCUGGGGGACCUCCUUCGCCGGCGGGGAGCACCCCGUCAUAAUCGUGAGCGGCAUGACGGCCAAAAAGGAGAUGUGCCUCGUGGUCGGGCACGGCCACGUGGGCGCGGAAGGUGUCGACGUGUCCAUAGAGCCCUGCGAGAACGCGGUGCGUGAAGGCGACGGCCGGGACGUGUGGCACUUCGAUUCCAAGGGGCGCAUUCACGACGAGAUGGGCGGCAAGUGCAUGACCUGGGACGAGGAGGCGGGAAACGGCGAGGGGCGGCUCGUGAUGUCCGACUGCGACAAGAGCUUCGGGGCCAACGAGGGGAACUCCCAGUGGGAGCCCACGCCCAUCAACCAGCUCAGGAGUGGGGCGCGGCCAGGAGACCUUUGCCUGAGCCUCACUGGCGACGACAAGUCGGCCACGGAGGUGGACGUCGCCAGGAACGCGGACAGCCGCGCGACCUCCACCUUCGACGAGGUCUCGCACGGCUCCGGCCGGGCUGUGGAUGGAGAUGCCUCGUCCUACUGGGCUAGCGGCCCGGUCCAUGAGGGCGACCAUGUCACGUACCAGCUGAGCUUGCCAGGCGAGAAGGAGAUCGACGCCCUCGAUAUCCGGUGGCGGAUUUCCGCCGCAGUCCUUCAAAGUCGAGACCAGCGAGGACGGCGAGCACUGGACCAAGAUAUACGAGGUGUCGAGCAAUCCGAGGCACUCCGCGUGGUCGAAGAUCCCGCUCAAGGGCCACUGGGCUGA
Molecule: messenger RNA, 2526 nt
Organism: Prorocentrum cordatum
Lineage: Eukaryota; Dinophyceae; Prorocentrales; Prorocentraceae
Source: the annotation of a GenBank genome assembly